AUGUCUGGGCGGAAAGCAUACGCCCGCGCCCCCGCAACCGAGGACCUUGGGCAUGGGCCCGCGCCCGAGGUCACGUUUCCAGCUAAGAGAGCAGAACCGCCCGAACACGAUGACGCGUUGGUGGUGGCCGCCAGAAUCGCCAACGCCCAAGUGAAAAGGAUCAUGGUCGACACUGGGAGCUUGGGCGACAUCCUUUAUUUGGACGCUUUCCAGAAGCUCAGGCUCUCCCGCGACACCCUGAAGCCUAUGAGCUCAGCGCUCACCGGGUUCACCGGUGAAUCAAUUUCUCCAUUGGGCGCGGUCACCCUGCCCCUAACCCUCAAGGAAGUACCGAGGAUGAAGACGGUGAUGGCAACCUUCUUGGUAGUCGACCUUCCUACCGCUUACAAUGCGAUUCUGGGGUGCCCCACCCUCAAUAAGCUCAGAGCGGUUAUCUCCACCUACCACCGGACCGAGAAGUUCCCGACCCAUGCGGGGGUCGCAGAAGUCAGGGGAAGCCCCCGCGAGUCAAGGCGGUGCUACUUGAUCGCAAUCUCCAUGCACAAGAAGAGGAGGGCUGAACUGUCCCUCGAAGACCCCUGA
Messenger RNA from Musa acuminata subsp. malaccensis (wild Malaysian banana), 582 nucleotides. RefSeq lists its product as uncharacterized. The record is from RefSeq and is a predicted model, not a curated record. Lineage: Eukaryota; Viridiplantae; Streptophyta; Magnoliopsida; Zingiberales; Musaceae.